This is a messenger RNA of Etheostoma spectabile (orangethroat darter), 1826 nucleotides long. It is a transcript of the gene kcnj8, whose product is annotated as potassium inwardly rectifying channel subfamily J member 8. Gene Ontology annotation, cellular component: plasma membrane. Gene Ontology annotation, biological process: regulation of monoatomic ion transmembrane transport; potassium ion import across plasma membrane. The coding region runs from base 186 to 1487 and encodes 433 amino acids. Gene Ontology annotation, molecular function: ATP-activated inward rectifier potassium channel activity. NCBI's taxonomy places the organism in Eukaryota, Metazoa, Chordata, Actinopteri, Perciformes, Percidae. The record is from RefSeq and is a predicted model, not a curated record. The transcript has 6 exons.
GCGCGGCGGCUCCCUAACAUCCUCCACAUGUCCUCACAAGGAGACAGGUCGCUGCGUCUCUGAGCCGGUUUCCCUGCAGGUGGACAUGUUUGACCCGCGCGUAAAGACGCACUGAGGACGGACCAAAAAGCUUUGACGCUUUUUUCCCACUUUUUUUCCACAUUAAGAGCAUCAGCAGCUUAAAGAUGUUGGCGAGGAAAAGCAUCAUCCCGGAGGAGUUCGGUGUGCCGGGGCUUGCCUCCCGGAUGCCCCGCAAGCCGGUGUUCAGGGACCGCGUGAACAAAGCGCGCUUUAUCGCCAAAAACGGCUCGUGCAACUUGGCGCACAAGAACAUCCGCGAGCAGGGCCGAUUCCUGCAGGACGUCUUCACCACGCUGGUGGACCUGAAAUGGCGCUUCACGCUGGUCAUCUUCACCACGACGUUCGUCAGCAGCUGGCUGCUGUUCGCCAUGAGCUGGUGGCUGGUGGCGUUCGCGCACGGAGACCUGGGCCAGGAACGGGACCGGGAGCUGGACCUGGACCUGGACCCGGGGCGGCACAACAGGACCCAGUGCGUCACCGGAGUCAAGUCGUUCACGUCAGCCUUCCUGUUCUCCAUUGAGGUUCAGGUGACCAUCGGCUUCGGAGGACGGAUGAUAACGGAGCACUGUCCGACCGCCAUCACCGUCCUCAUCAUGCAGAACAUCAUCGGGCUCAUCAUCAACGCCGUCAUGCUGGGUUGCAUCUUCAUGAAAACGGCUCAGUCGAACCGGCGGGCGGAGACGCUGAUCUUCAGCCGCCACGCCGUGAUCGCCGUCAGGAACAACUGCCUGUGUUUCAUGAUCCGCAUCGGGGAUCUGAGGAAGAGCAUGAUCAUCGGAGCCACCGUCCGGCUGCAGGUGGUGAGGAAGACGACCACGCCGGAGGGGGAGGUGAUCCCCAUCCAUCAGAUCGACGUCCAGACCGAGACGGCGUUGGCCAGCAACAGCCUGUUCCUCCUCGCCCCGCUCAUCAUCUGCCACAUCAUCGACAAGAACAGCCCGCUGUACGACCUGUCGGCCAUGGAGCUGCAGUGCAGCGACCUGGAGGUGAUCGUCAUCCUGGAGGGCGUCGUGGAGACGACGGGGAUCACCACGCAGGCCCGGACCUCCUACGUCUCCGACGAGAUCCAGUGGGGUCACCGCUUCGUUCCCAUAGUGACGGAGGAGGAGGGCGUGUACUCUGUGGACUACUCCAAGUUUGGUAAUACAGUCAAGGUGACGACCCCCCGCUGCAGCGCCAGGGAGCUGGACGAGAAGCCCUCCAUCCUGAUCCAGACUCUGCAGAAGAGCGAGCUGUCGCACCAGAACUCGCUGAGGAAGAGGAACUCCAUGCGACGCAACAACUCCAUGCGUAAAAGCGCCGGAGGCAGCGGGGGUCUGCGCAGGAACAACUCGGGGCUCCUGACACCCAAGGUCCAGUUCUUCACCCCGACCGAGGGGGGCCAGAACCUGAACGCCGUUACCUGACAUGAGGCCUGCCUAGUGCGGGUUGCCCUGCUCCUCCUGGUGGCCAGGAGGAUUCUGGGUGUUGGUGUUUCUCCGUGUCUAAUGGGACUCCUUCUCUUCCUGUUCCCUGCCUUAUCUAGACUCCCGACACUCUUAAUGUUACCCCGUGUUCACACGCAUGGAGUAAUCUAGUUCUUAUUUUUAGAAUCAGCUGUCACCUUUUCUCUCUCUUCAUUAUCAAUAAAGCACUCAUAAACAUCAGGCCUUUAUGCCUGUUUUACCUUUUCUAGGGAGAUGUAUUUUCUUAUUGAAUAAAGUCACAGUCUAACCACUCGUAUAGCGGUAACCAAUGGCAAUCAA